Molecule: messenger RNA, 1182 nt
Organism: Pterocles gutturalis (yellow-throated sandgrouse)
Lineage: Eukaryota; Metazoa; Chordata; Aves; Pterocliformes; Pteroclidae
Gene: NPTX2
Product: neuronal pentraxin II
Exons: 6
Source: RefSeq, a predicted model, not a curated record
GCCACGGUGCUGCAGCUGAGGGAGACCGUCCUGCAGCAGAAGGAGACCAUCGGGACCCAGCGGGAGGCCAUCCGGGAGCUGACCGGCAAGCUGAGCCGCUGCGAGAACGCCGACGGCAAGUCAGUCGCGGGGACGUGGAAGAAGGAACUGGGCAAGGGCAAGGACACCAUGGGGGACCUGCCGCGGGACCCCGCGCAGGUCAUUGACCAGCUGAGCCGCACCAUGCAGACCCUGAAGGACCGGCUGGAGAGCCUGGAGCACCAACUCCGAGCCAACGUGUCAUAUGCAGCACUGCCUAAUGACCUUCGAGAGAUGCUUCAACGGAGGCUUGGAGACCUGGAACGCCAACUGCUAAGCAAAGUGGCCGAGCUUGAGGAUGAAAAGUCUUUGCUUCAUAAUGAGACAUCAGCCCAUCGGCAGAAGACAGAGACAGCCUUGAAUGCAUUGCUAGAAAGAAAGAACAGGUUGUUAAAAGGUCAAGUUGCAUUUAAGUCACCUGAUGAAUUCAAAGUCUCCCUUCCUCUUCGCACAAACUACUUAUAUGGGAAGAUCAAGAAGACUCUGCCAGAGCUGUAUGCUUUUACUGUUUGCUUGUGGUUGAGAUCAAGUGCUUCUCCUGGAAUUGGCACUCCAUUCUCAUAUGCUGUUCCUGGGCAGGCUAAUGAGAUUGUCCUCAUAGAAUGGGGCAAUAAUCCAAUUGAACUGCUAAUUAAUGAUAAGGUUGCUCAGCUCCCUCUCUUCAUUAGUGAUGGAAAAUGGCAUCAUAUCUGUAUAACAUGGACAACCAGAGAUGGAAUGUGGGAGGCUUUUCAAGAUGGAGAAAAGCUUGGCACUGGGGAGAAUCUUGCUCCUUGGCACCCAAUUAAACCUGGAGGUGUCUUGAUCCUGGGUCAGGAACAGGACACAGUAGGAGGAAGAUUUGAUGCCACUCAAGCCUUCGUUGGGGAGAUGAGCCAGUUCAAUAUAUGGGACAGGGUCUUAAGAGCUGAAGACAUCAUGAAUAUUGCUAACUGCUCUACCAACAUGCCUGGCAACAUCAUACCCUGGGUUGAUAACAACGUUGAUGUGUUUGGAGGUGCUACUAAAUGGCCUGUGGAGACAUGUGAAGAGCGUAAACUUAUAGCUGCAGUUGUUCCCCAUUCAAGUGCCCCUUUUAGUAGGACAAUUUUCUGUGGAAUCUAA